Molecule: messenger RNA, 3943 nt
Organism: Cydia pomonella (codling moth)
Lineage: Eukaryota; Metazoa; Arthropoda; Insecta; Lepidoptera; Tortricidae
Product: zinc finger protein 485-like
Exons: 15
Coding region: 313-2262 (649 amino acids)
Biological process (GO): regulation of transcription by RNA polymerase II
Cellular component (GO): nucleus
Molecular function (GO): RNA polymerase II transcription regulatory region sequence-specific DNA binding; DNA-binding transcription factor activity, RNA polymerase II-specific
Source: RefSeq, a predicted model, not a curated record
UUUACCCGUCACUGUUGAUACCGUCAGUGAAAUCUUCACAAACAUAACACUCUUUUCUUAUUCUCGAUAUUUUAUUUUAAAACCUAAAAACAAUAAAUUACCGAUAAACACAUUUACAACACUACACCCAAUUUCGGUAUAUAGUUUUAUUAUGGUCAUACUUUUCUCAGUAAUGCCAACUGUAGACGCCAAGUUGUCAAAAAAGGCAAAAUGGCCGAAGGAAAGGAAUAAAGACUCCUUCGAUUUAUAAAGUUAUUUUAAACAUGUUUUAAUUUACAUUGUGCGAUAGAGUUAAAUAAACUAGCGUCGAAAAUGAGGGAAAUAAAUAUCAAUAUAGAAGGAUACAAUGUGAACGGUAUAUGUGUCGGUUGUUUGAACUAUAAUCGUAAAAUGUUUUAUUGUAAUCAGAUAAAAGAAUGCUUCAAAUUACUUGGAGAUAUCGAUGUGCCUGAUGGUCUCCAAGUACAAGUUUGCUGGGAGUGCCUCGCUGCUGUCCAAGCAGCCCUUCGGUUCAGAAACCUCAUUGUUGACUCCUACAAUGUCCUCAUUAAUUACUCUCAGAAGCACACAUUCCUCAACGCUCCGUCAGACCUCUCCAUCCACUCCCGGCAGCGCCUCAAUGUCACCAAGCCGGAGGUCUCUGAGCUGCAGGACCAGGUGCAGAUAGAGGUGGAUGUCAGCGUAGUUAAAGAAGAAACUAAGGAAGAAUUCGUUGAGGAAACGGAACCAAUGAAAUCCGAGACAGAUUACUUUGACAAUACCAAUUACCCUGAUGCUGCUGAACCAGAAUCCUCAGAGGAUGACGUGCAGCUGUCCAAGCUGAAGAGGAAAAAGGACAGAAAGACAAAAAAGGUCAAGAAGAAGAGAGAGGAACGACAGAGGGCGCAGGAAGUAAAGAUUAAGACUGAUGAAAUAAAAACGGAGAAGGACCGGCAACGCAGCCUCCGCAAGCUCAAGAAUCUGCCAACCGACCUGGUGGAGUUGUACACCAUGACCGAAGCGGAGAUGUGGGAGGUCAGGGCGGAGGACGUGAGCAGCGCAGAGUUCUGUGCCCUCAAAUACAAGUGCUCGGACUGUGUUAUCGGGUUCAACUCGGAGAGGCUUAUGCAGGACCAUAUGCAAGGGAAGCACGUUCCGAAAAGCCCGUCGUGCCACCAGUGCGACGUGUGCCGCGCGUACUUCCUGACGCGCGACAACGUGUCGUCGCACCGCGCGCUGCACGGCGCCGCGUACCGCUGCUCGGCGUGCGGCGCGCGCACGGCGCUCAAGCGGCGCAUGCUGGCGCACGCGCGCGCGCACCGCCACCAGCCCGUCACGUGCCACACGUGCGGGGAACAGUUUAGUACAAAAUCGAAAUUAUCCUACCACAGAGGAGUCUGCAACCAAGCAAGACCCCAAUGUGACUGCUGCGGGAAAGUAUUCGCCAACAAGAUGACGCUCAAGUACCAUCUCAAGAUCCUGCCUCAAAACAAAGAAGAUAAACCUAAAGAGAAGCUGUACAUAACGUGCAAGGGCUGUGACAAAGUCUUCCACUCCAAGAAGAGUUACCGAGCGCAUGUCGUGAUACACGACGGCCUGACGUACCCAUGCCCCAUUUGCGGGAAACUGUUCCAGUGGAAGCGGAACCUGGCGCGCCACACCAGGAACCACAGAGACCGCGACGCAGGCGCCACACACGAGUGUCGCGACUGCGGCAAAACGUUCAGCUCACGGGACUGCUACAACAACCACAUGAAACUGAGCAAGCGGCAUGUUCAGGAGGAUGCUUAUGUGCACGAAUGCUCCUACUGUGGGAAGAAAUUCGCAACAAAAUGGUGCAUGGUGGACCACAUAGACUGGGACCAUCUCAAGCGGAUCAAGUACCAGUGCAGCGUCUGUUUCAAAGCAUUUAAAACGGCUAAGAUAAUGGUGGCACAUAUGAAUAAUAUUCACGAGGGUAAGAAAAAUCGGGAGCCGGAGGGUGAACAUCUUUGCGAGAUCUGCGGCAAAUCUUACAAGACGGUGAAGCGACUGAAAGGCCACGUGUGGGCGAUGCACACGAACCGCUCCACAACAAAAAGCUUCAAAUGCAAGCUCUGUCCCGCCACCUUCACCUGGCAGACCUCCAUCUACAAGCACGUCAAGAUGAUGCACGACAAGCGGCCCAAGCAAAUCCGUCCUGUACCCGCCAAGAAAGCGGAGUUCCCCGGCGCAGAGUACUUCCAGCAGCCCGCCGGCCUCGCGCACCUGCCGCUGCACAACAUCGUCCAGAACAUCGUAUAGGACGUGCUGUACACUAACGGCUUUCUACUUUUCUAAGCUGUCACGCACGCAUGUCUAAGCAUCAAGCCGUGAGGGCUACGGGAGAUUGAAACCGAUGGAGACAAAUUACAAGAACUGCAAAACCAAGUGGUUACGAUCCUCAGUAAUGAGGGAUCGACACAAGAAAGGCUGUUAUCUGUGGACCUCACGAACCCCUAUUUUACCAUUUUAGAAAUUUUGCAAUAACUAAAUGGACAUAAAAUCAAUGUAAUCAUCGAGUCUGGCCACAAAUUUUCUCGAGAAUCGAUUGAAAUGCUACCUAUACAGAAAAACAGCCGGGACAGCUGCAAAAGCAUCCUAAAGAAUCUCGCAAUCGGCCAAAUACCCCUACACAAUAUAGAUCAGAACAUCGUAUAGGACGUCCUGUAGAACAUGCUACACUUGUCCCAUAGCGAGUACUUCCAGCCACCCGCCAUCGCCCACAUAACCCUACACAAUAUCGUAUAGGACGUCCUGUAGAACAUGCUACACUUUUCCAAUAGCGAGUACUUCCAGCAACCCGCCAUCGCCCACAUAACCCUACACAAUAAUAGUCCAUAACAUCGUAUAGGACAUCCUGUAGAACAUGCUACACUUGUCCCAUAGCGAGUACUUCCAGCAACCCGCCAUCGCCCACAUUACCCUACAUAAUAUAGUCCAGAACAUCGUAUAGGACAUCCUGUAGAACAUGCUACAGUUGUCCCAUAGCGAGUACUUCCAGCAACCCGCCAUCGCCCACAUAACCCUACACAAUAUAGUCCAGAACAUCGUAUAGGACAUCCUGUAGAACAUGCUACAGUUGUCCCAUAGCGAGUACUUCCAGCAACCCGCCAUCGCCCACAUAACCCUACACAAUAUAGUCCAGAACAUCGUAUAGGACGUCCUGUAGAACAUGCUACACUUGUCCCAUAGCGAGUACUUCCAGCAACCCGCCAUCGCCCACAUAACCCUACACAAUAUAGUCCAGAACAUCGUAUAGGACGUCCUGUAGAACAUGCUACACUUGUCCCAUAGCGAGUACUUCCAGCAACCCGCCAUCGCCCACAUAACCCUACACAAUAUAGUCCAGAACAUCGUAUAGGACGUCCUGUAGAACAAGCUACACUUGUCCCAUAGCGAGUACUUCCAGCAACCCGCCAUCGCCCACAUAACCCUACACAAUAUAGUCCAGAACAUCGUAUAGGACGUCCUGUAGAACAAGCUACACUUGUCCCAUAGCGAGUUCUUCCAGCAACCCGCCAUCGCCCACAUAACUCUACACGAUAUAUUCCAGAAUUUCGUAUAGGAUGUCCUACAGCACAAUCGAUAGGACAAAGUUCGAAAUCUCUAGUACAGUCCUGAAAUUUGGUUUAUAUAUUAAUAAAGGUCCUGUUUUCAUGGCCACUAUUAUGCAUACCUUACUAGGAUUUUGGGAAAACCAAAAUCAACGGUAAUUAUUGAAAAACAUUCAACCAUUAAAUGCUGUCCCCCAUCGAAUAACGACAGAAUUUACCAGUGAUCUAAAAUUAUACGUGUAGAAUAUUUAUUUUAAAACUUUAUUUUUUUACUCCACAAUAAUAUCUUAGCUUUACUUUAUACAGUAUUUUAUUGCCAUAAUAAUGUAAUUAACUCUAAGGAUUGAAUUAUAGUUUUUAUACAAAUUAAAAGCAAUACUGAAAAAUAA